This is a messenger RNA of Thunnus maccoyii (southern bluefin tuna), 786 nucleotides long. It is a transcript of the gene pcp4l1, whose product is annotated as Purkinje cell protein 4 like 1. Bases 273 to 587 code for a protein of 104 amino acids. The transcript is spliced from 4 exons. Lineage: Eukaryota; Metazoa; Chordata; Actinopteri; Scombriformes; Scombridae. The record is from RefSeq and is a predicted model, not a curated record.
CUAAAGCUUCCUUCCAUCAUCUCUUCCGAAGGAGAACUAAGCAUCACUUCUCUCUAUCAGCCCUCCUGCUGCCUCUCUUGGUCUCGGAGCAUCCACAGGCUGAAAGACUGUUUCAUCUUUUCUUUUUUUUUUUUUAUUACACAGCGCUUCCCACACUCACUGCAGCACUCUUUUGACGGCUUGGCUUCGGUUCUGACAAGGGCUGAGAGCACGGAAAGACGAGACUCAAGUCCACUUCUGCUGCAGAACUCCCCUCCGCGCACGUUUCCAAGAUGAGCGAGCUGGCAUCCACUAACUCUGCUAACAGCAGCCAGACGACUGCAGCUGACAACAAAGAGAAGGCAACGGCGGCGAAGCCUCAGGAACAGGAGGAGGAGAUCGAUAUCGACCUGGAAGCGCCGGAGACGGAGAAGGCAGCGCUCGCCAUCCAGAACCAGUUCAGACGUUUCCAGAAGAAAAAGAAGGAGGCAUCUGCCAAUCAGGAAGCUCUACAGGGCCCCAUCCCACAACCCACCAAUCUUCUUGUAUUGCCUCAUCACUUCUUCUACCAUGAUCAAUGCUUUAUUUAUUGCUGGUUUAUUAAAUGAUGUUUCUAUAAUUUAUGUGAAUACCUACAUUGUUGUGAACCUCUCUGACUUGUUUUGUUGUGUUUCUGAUGUGACGGCAUGAGAAAUCCAUAUUUGUAUGUUUUAGGCUAUGAAUUCCCUCUUGUGUAUUUUGACAUUUCAAUCUAUGUGUUGUUGGAUUUUCAGAAAUGGUGGCUAAGGUGAGAAUGCACAAAAACAC